This is a messenger RNA of Vespa velutina, 1701 nucleotides long. RefSeq names its product sodium/bile acid cotransporter 7-like. The coding region runs from base 191 to 1216 and encodes 341 amino acids. The transcript is spliced from 6 exons. Lineage: Eukaryota; Metazoa; Arthropoda; Insecta; Hymenoptera; Vespidae. Gene Ontology annotation, cellular component: plasma membrane. The record is from RefSeq and is a predicted model, not a curated record.
AAUGAGUAAUUCAUUGUAAUAAGUUAGUAUCGUUUUUUUUCGAUAAUUUCGUAUUAUUUCUGACAAGAAAUUUCAGGGUUUUUUGUGUAAUUAUCCUUAUUGUAAGAAGUUAAUUUUGUUAAGAUUAACUGAUCAUGGAUAAUUAGAUAAAAGCUUAAGUAUUCUUUUUGAGGCUAAUUUAUAGCAAAUAAUGAUACAUUUGCAUUAUAAACAACAUACAAAAAUACAACAGAAAAAGCAAAAUAAAUUAUUUCAGAGAUAUAGCUUUUUCUUCUCCAUGCUCUUGUGUAUGUUACUUGCCACUGUUCAACCAUAUUUAGGAGGUACAAUCGGUAUAGCAAGUGGCAAUUUUAUUGUUUGGUAUUUUGCAGUGCCACUAACAUAUUUAGAGGCAGGAUUAUUAUGUACUCCACAUUCUCUUUAUAUGGCACUAAGAAAUGGUUACCUGAUAUUAUUUGUGAUGGUUUUUAUGUAUGGUGUAAUGCCCUUUUUGGCUAAGCUUGGAACAUAUUUGUUAAUACAUUCUAAAGUGAAUAUAUGGCUUCUUAAAGGAAUGGAAGUAUUGUAUUGUAUGCCACCACCGUUUACUUCCAGUCUAGCACUUUGUCAAUUAGCACAAGCUGAUUUACCAACUAGUGUGAUUACUACUUUAAUAGGACAUUUAGGGGGUUUUUUUUUAUCUCCAAUUCUUCUAUAUUUUGUGUUAGGAGCGUCUACUCCACCUUUAGUUGGUGUUAAUGUCAAAGAGAUUAUAUAUAGUACUCUAUUACCUCUAAUUAUUGGAAUGGUAUUACAGUUUUAUGUAGUAAACCCUAAUGUUUGCUCUAUAAUCGGUAUUGGACGAUAUUCUCAAGGAUUAUUAUUAAUCAUAGCAUAUUACUGGUUUUCUGAUGCAGUUUCUGCAGAUGUGUCAUCUUUGCAAGCUAUAGACAUAUUAUUAUGUAUACUAAUUGCUUGCAUCGCACAACUCUUCACAUGCUGUCUAUAUUGGGGUUUAUGUUCUCGAUGGUUACCUAGAAAUACUCUUUUAGCAGCAUUAUUUGUUAGUACUCACAAAUCAGUUGGUCUUGGAAGCUGGAUUUUACGAAGUACAUAUCAUGGAUCUGCUCAAGGUCCAGCAGUGAAUUUACCACUUUCAAUCUUACCUGUUGCACAACUCGUGCUAGGUACUUUAUUAGCAAGUUGGAUUGCUCCACAAUAUUCAUUAAAAAAUUAAGAAAAAAGUCUUGGAAACUUAUUCAUAGUUUUAACAAUGUAUAGUAACAUAGAUAUAAAUAUUCAUUUUCUUUCCAUUAAACCUUUGAGAAAUGGCUCAUAUUCACAUAGUAUUUAAAAGUUAUUUUAUGUAUUAAGAAUACAAUUAUCAAAAUAUUUUACUCUUAAUAUUAAUCAUAAAAAUAUUAAAAGCUAUAUAAUUCAAGUUCUAACUUGAAUAUUUAUAUUUCUACAAUAUAUAAAAUGAUAAAAACGAUCAAACUAAUAUUAUUUAUUGCUUUAACAAAAUUUCAGAUAUUUAUUCAAAUAUGUAAAUUUAUUAAUCCAAAAUUUGUAUGAAUAUGUAAUCAUUUAGAGCUGUAUUCAUAAUACAGACAUAUACGUUGAUAACACUUAAAGGAUUAAUUUCUUUGUUGCAUAUUCGUAAUAAUUAAUAUCUAUUAUUAUUUAUUGUUAUGGGAACUGAAUAAAAUAAAUCCAUUGUUU